Solanum dulcamara is the source of this 4020-nucleotide messenger RNA. Its product is annotated as RNA polymerase II C-terminal domain phosphatase-like 1. The record is from RefSeq and is a predicted model, not a curated record. Gene Ontology annotation, molecular function: RNA polymerase II CTD heptapeptide repeat phosphatase activity. Lineage: Eukaryota; Viridiplantae; Streptophyta; Magnoliopsida; Solanales; Solanaceae. The transcript is spliced from 17 exons. Bases 478 to 3354 code for a protein of 958 amino acids.
UCAUCAUCAACACAAGCAUCCAACAUGUGUAAGAAGAGAUAGAGAGAGAAAGUACAAAAUUGACCUUUCACUCUUCUGUGGAUCUAGGGUUUCACAUCACACAGUUGAGCCACCGCAUCGUCAUCUAUACCGUCGUACUACAACUACAACUACUAUCAGAAAAAUCAUCUAAACCCUACUUUUAAUCUUCUCUUAAUCAUCAUCUUCUAUAACAAACCCUAAAAUUUUCAUUCUUUUGGGCGUUUUUUUGGGUAAAUCUGAAUGAAAUUUGAUAAACGAUGACAUUUGAUUGGUUGAUUUGAUAAGAUUCGAUAAGAUCUGACUUUUUUUUUCGUUUGGAUUGGAUUUUAAGCGUAAUUUCAAGGAUCGAUCUAUAUAGAUGAUGAAAAACUGAAAGGGAAAGGAUAUAAAUUGUUUUUUUUUUUGAUUUUUUUUUUUGUGAUUCCAGAGGAAAAAAAACGAAAAGAAAAAGGAAAAAUGUUUAAAUCGACUGUGGUGUUGUAUGAAGGAGAAAGAUUGGUGGGAGAAGUGGAAAUGUACGGUGAGAAGGGUGUUGUAUGGGGGGAGAAGGUAAUAAGGAUAUCUCACUAUUCGCCGCCAAGUGAGAGAUGUCCACCACUGGCAGUGCUACACACAGUUACUACUGGAAUAAGCUUCAAAUUGGAACCUACAAAAUCAAAGCCGCUGACCCAAGACUCGCCGCUCAUUCUUUUGCACUCCACAUGUCUCAGCGAUAACAAGACUGCAGUGAUGUCACUUGGAAGAGAGGAGCUUCAUUUAGUCGCGAUGCAGUCUAAGAAUAUUGGCGGACAGUGUCCUUUCUUUUGGGGAUUUAAGGUUGCAUCAGGGAUUUAUGUUUCUUGUCUAACAAUGCUAAACCUCAGGUGUCUUGGCAUUGUAUUUGAUCUUGAUGAGACACUCAUAGUUGCCAACACAAUGCGUUCAUUUGAGGAUAGAAUAGAGGCCUUGCAGCGGAAAAUAAAUUCAGAAUCAGAUCCGCAACGUGCCUCGGUUAUGCUGGCUGAGGUCAAGCGUUAUCAGGAGGAUAAAAUUAUUUUAAAGCAAUAUGCCGAAAAUGAUCAGGUUGUUGAGAAUGGAAAGGUGAUCAAAUCUCAGUCUGAGGUUUUCCCGGCGUUGUCUGAUAAUCACCAACCUAUUGUCAGACCUCUGAUUAGAUUGCAAGAUAGAAACAUUAUUCUUACUCGUAUUAAUCCAAUGAUCCGUGAUACUAGUGUUCUUGUGAGAUUGAGACCUGCAUGGGAGGAUCUCCGAAGCUAUCUGACUGCAAGGGGUCGGAAGCGCUUUGAAGUUUAUGUGUGCACAAUGGCUGAAAGAGACUAUGCAUUAGAAAUGUGGCGCCUUCUUGAUCCAGAUUCAAACUUGAUUAACUCACAAGAACUCUUGGAUCGUAUUGUCUGUGUCAAGUCUGGCUUGAGGAAAUCAUUGUUCAAUGUAUUCCAAGAUGGAAAUUGUCAUCCUAAGAUGUCAUUGGUGAUUGAUGAUCGCUUGAAAGUGUGGGAUGAGAAAGAUCAACCACGAGUGCAUGUUGUUCCUGCAUUUGCUCCAUAUUUUGCCCCUCAAGCAGAAGGCAACAAUUCUGUUCCUGUCCUUUGUGUUGCCAGAAAUGUAGCCUGCAAUGUCAGAGGUGGUUUUUUCAAAGAUUUUGAUGAUGGCCUAUUACAGCGAAUAUCUGAGGUUGCAUAUGAAGAUGAUAUUAAGCAAGUUCCUUCUGCUCCCGAUGUUAGCAACUAUUUGAUUUCGGAGGAUGAUCCUUCAGCUGUAAAUGGGAAUAAAGAAUCACUUGGAUUUGAUGGAAUGGCUGAUAGUGAGGUCGAAAGGAGACUAAAGGAAGCAAUGUUGGCUUCAACGAGUGUUCCUUCUCAAAUGACAAAUUUGGAUCCAAGACUUGCACCAGCUCUCCAGUACCCUGUCCCACCUGUUAUCUCACAACCAACCAUUCAAGGCUCAGUGGUGCCUUUUCCUGCUCAGCAUCUCCCUCAAGUGACUUCUGUACUUCAAUCAUCAGUGACUCAAAUAAGUCCUCAGGACACAAGCUUGCAAAGUUCUCCUGCUAGGGAAGAGGGUGAGGUACCAGAAUCUGAAUUAGACCCUGAUACAAGGAGGAGAUUACUUAUAUUGCAGCAUGGUCAAGACACGAGAGAUCAAGUAUCAAGUGAACCAAAGUUUCCUAUGGGGACUCCAUUACAAGUGUCUGUGCCACCACGGGUACAGCCACAUGGUUGGUUUCCAGUUGAGGAAGAGAUGAGCCCUAGGCAACUUAAUCGAGCCUUACCUCCCAAGGAAUAUCCUUUAAAUUCAGAGUCUAUGCAUAUUAACAAACAUCGGCCUCCUCAUCCACCUUUUCUUCCCAAAAUGGAGACUUCUAUGCCAUCUGAUAGAGUUCUUUUUGAGAACCAGAGGCUGCCAAAAGAGGUAAUCCCUCGGGAUGACAGGAUGAGAUUUUCCCAAUCACAACCUAGCUUUCGUCCCCCAGGUGAGGAAGUCCCCUUGGGGCGGUCAUCUUCCAGCAACAGGGUUCUUGACCUUGAACCUGGACAUUAUGAUCCAUAUCUAGAAACACCUGCUGGAGCUUUACAAGAUAUUGCAUUCAAGUGUGGAGCAAAGGUCGAAUUCAAAUCAGGUUUUCUUUCAAGUCCAGAACUGCAGUUCUCCUUGGAGGUGUUGUUUGCAGGAGAAAAAAUUGGAGAAGGAAUUGGCCGGACAAGAAGGGAAGCGCAACGACAGGCUUCUGAGGAUUCUCUUAUGAAUCUGGCCGACAAAUACUUGUCACGUCUCAAACCCGAUUCCAUUUCCACACUGGGUGAUGGAUUUAGGUUUCCAAAUGCAAGUGAUAAUGGGUUUGUUGACAACAUGAGUCCUUUUGGGUAUCAAUCAUAUCCGAAGGAGGAUCGUGUCUCACAUUCUUUUGCAUCAGAGCCUCCCAGAGUGUUGGAUCCAAGGCUUGAGGUUUUUAAGAAGUCAGUGGGUUCAGUUGGAGCCCUAAGAGAACUAUGUGCAAUUGAAGGACUUGGUUUGGCAUUCCAAACUCAGCCUCAACUUUCAGCUAAUCCGGGCCAGAAAAGUGAAAUAUAUGCCCAGGUGGAAAUUGAUGGCCAAGUAUUUGGCAAAGGAAUCGGUUCAACGUGGGAUGAUGCUAAAACACAGGCUGCUGAAAGGGCUCUUGUUGCUCUGAAGUCCGAGUUGGCUCAAUUUUCUCUUAAGCGCCAGGGUUCUCCGAGAUCAUUGCAGCAGGGAUUUUCUAAUAAAAGAUUGAAACCUGAGUAUUCUCGGGGUGUGCAGCUGCGAGUACCAUCUUCUGGUAGAUUCCCGAAGAACACUUCUGCUAUGCCAUGAACUGUAUAUGUAUAAAGAGUCUUGACCUCUGCUUGUACAUCAACCACAUAGAAAUUGUAACAUGCAUGGGAACAUCUGCCCCUGUGAUUUGUGAAGCCAAUUGGGAUCUUUACUCUGAAUCGCUGUCCUUGCUGUUUCAGCUCGACUAUAUCCAAUAUGCACAUCCACAAUAGAUGCAAGCCUCUGGAUUGAUAGAACAAAAUUCAAUCACCUCAUGGGAACCUAGGGUGGAUUCUUUACCCUUUGCGGGCAGUCCCAUUCUGUUAACUGUGGAUCCCUGCUAUUUUCUGCAUGGUUUUGGGACCUAGAGACUCAAAAGCCACUUAGAGCUGGGAAUGAGUUCACAUCUUCAUUCAAGAUGGGCACCAUAAGCCCCGGAAACUUGGGGAGUUCUUGCAUGCAUUGAAUUCACUUUGGCCAAGUCCAGUGUGUUUCCUGGAGGAUACUUCAAUUUUGACGAUUUUAUAGUAAAUUGAGGAUAUGCUUGACCUUUCGCCUUUGUUUUCUCUCGCCUUGUUUAGAUACCAAAUAGGAUGAGUGGAAAAUUUUGUUAAGCUGUAAUUAGCUUCUGUAGUUUAUUUUUGCAUUAUUUUUUUGUACCCCAGGGGUACAAUUUACUGUCAAAUGUAACCUUCGGCAAUUGAUGAAUGCAACUUUUAGUUUUUA